Molecule: messenger RNA, 552 nt
Organism: Angiostrongylus costaricensis
Lineage: Eukaryota; Metazoa; Nematoda; Chromadorea; Rhabditida; Metastrongylidae
Source: the annotation of a GenBank genome assembly
AUGACUGACUGUCGUAGCCUGCGGGAUUGCUUGCUUGAAAAUGUCGAUGAUUUGGAUUUUAUAAUUAAACAGAUAUUGGAGUCCUUGCUAAAUCGGGAUAAACAUCGCCGUGGGAAUGAAUCACUGAAUAGUUUGGUUACAUUAUUUGAAGGUCGUAUAAACGAAGUCAAAAACCUCCUUGGACGGGUCGCUGAAUUUCGUGCCAGAGAGAAUUUGAUCCGACAGCUCGAAAUUUGUGUCCAGGAAAGAAAUGAGAUCAUUGAUAAUGCAACAACAUUGGUUUUACAGGCAAACAAUAAGAUUCACUCUGUACGAGAAUCAGAAGCUCAUCCAGUGAAUAGUGAAGUUGUUAUACGCUUAGCUCAUCAAAUAAGCAAGAACUAUUCAGUGUCAGCUCCAUUGUAUUGGCAGCAAGGUGAUCCUUCUCGUCCAUUCCCGACCGAACCUGAGUUCCGUGCGUCCGCCCUUGCAGCACCGAGAACAAACCCUCAAGUGGUGCCUUCAACUUUCAGCCUUCUGCGACAACAACAUGCAACGGUGUGCUCUUCAUAA